Anneissia japonica is the source of this 5046-nucleotide messenger RNA. Its product is annotated as cytosolic purine 5'-nucleotidase-like. The transcript is spliced from 14 exons. Bases 189 to 1628 code for a protein of 479 amino acids. The record is from RefSeq and is a predicted model, not a curated record. Lineage: Eukaryota; Metazoa; Echinodermata; Crinoidea; Comatulida; Comatulidae. Gene Ontology annotation, molecular function: 5'-nucleotidase activity.
ACGAUCAGCUGUUUGUGCUGGACAAACGUACGUUCACGAUCAAAUCUUCAUACUUGUUGUUCUGGUUGUUUGUGAUAGGACGGCGGAGAUUCUUUGUAUUGAAAACUACUACUACUAAGAAAGAGAUAUAAAUACUAUUCCAGAAAUUGCAGAAAAAGCAUUCGUAAUAUAACGAAGAGUUGAUUGAAAUGAACCGAAACGGUCAUUCUAACGGCCACACCAACAUAAUGCAGCACUCAGAUGAAAAGCCUCACUACCAAAAGAAAUACCGCCGUGAAGCUCCAAACAGAAUCUUCGUAAACAGAAGUUUGAGUCUGGACAAAAUAAAGUUCUUUGGUUUUGAUUUGGACCAUACACUUGCUGUUUACAAAUCACCUCAGUAUGAGCAGAUGGGUUUUGAUCUGGUUGUGAAACGCCUCAUCUCAAUUGGUUACCCCCAGGAAUUAGAAGGUUUCCAAUAUGAUCCUUCCUUUCCAACCAGAGGUCUCAUCUUUGACAAGAAAUAUGGCAAUCUACUCAAGAUUGAUACCUAUGGUUACAUAUUGGUUUGUGUCCAUGGCUUUAAGUUCAUCUCAUCCCACGGUCUUAGUGAAUGCUACCCAAACAAAUUCAUCUCAUUAUCCAAAGAACCAGCCCGUUUCUAUGUCCUCAACACCUUGUUCAACCUCCCAGAAACAUAUCUGCUAGCUUGCUUAGUUGAUUUCUUCAGCAGCUCACAGGACUACCAGCUAAUGCCGAAGGGUGUUAAGAAUGGCGACCUCUACAUGUCAUGGGAAAGCGUGUUCCAAGAUGUCCGGGGCGCCAUGGACUGGAUUCAUGCCAAGGGAGCUUUAAAGAAUAAGACUGUAGAAAAUGUUGAAGAAUAUGUAGUUAAGGAUCCUCAGCUACCAGUCCUCCUACAAAGAAUGCAGGAUCACGAUCGCAGUGUCUUCCUGGUCACCAAUAGUGAUUAUAACUACACCAAGAAAAUCAUGCAUUACCUGUUUGAUUUCCCUGGAGCAAAACCAUGGUGGGAGUAUUUUGACGUAUGUAUAACUGACGCCAGGAAGCCUCUGUUCUUUGGUGAGGGAACCAUCUUACGCCAAGUAGAUAUGGUGAGCUUUUACACCCAUUGUCUUUUUGAAAAUUUGGAACGGCUGGAUGCUGCUUUAGCUGAAAAGUAUAAAAACAUGGACAGUAGUACAGAUAAAACACCCGAUAUUAGUCAUAUCAAGAGUGCAAUACAGAAUGUAGUUCAUGAGAUGGAUAUGUGUCAUGGUAAACUAGGCAGUCUUUUUAGGAGUGGAUCUCGUCAGACAUUCUUUGCCAGCCAAGUGCUGCGGUAUGCUGACCUGUACUCCGGGACAUUCCUAAACUUCCUGCAUUACCCUUUCAGCUAUCUCUUCAGAGCUCCCCAUCAACUGAUGCCUCAUGAAUCAACUGUUGAACACACUGACAUCUUCAUGGAGUCUAUGCUGUCACCAGGAACUUCCCGCAAACGAACCCUCAAAGACAUCGGUAAAAUAGCUGAAAGGGAGGGCAAGCAGAUGAAUGUGACACGUGCGGCUACCAUAUCUGGCCCUGUGCAUGUCCGCCCUCCAACCCCACCACACAUCACGCAUGUCCAUGAUGAAGAUGAUGAAGAGUAAACACAAAGUUGUUACCAUGGUCAUAAGGAAGGGGAAAACUCCGAGACAGUGUAUUGAUUAAUAUUAAGCAUUUUUGUGGGCUUCACUUGUUCUGAAAAUGAUACAUGUUUUAAAAAAAUAAAUCCUCCCUGUAAUCGCUUGAAAACUGUCUAUUCUAUGUCUAAUUGCUGAAAUGGUACAGAGUGUGUUUUUUAAAUGCUUUUAAAAAUAGGAGAGGUUUUGAUAACAUUUUAACAAAUUGGUCUGAAAUGUGAAAUCCAUGCUCAUAUGAAGUAUGUGUCUGGAAUGUACAGAUACAUAUUUUAAAAUGCUGAUACUAAUAGAUUUAUCGAUGUUACCUCAAAUAUUUACAUUGUAAAUAAAUCUCUGGAAGAUUUUUUUAAAGUCUCUGAGAUUAGGAUCUACCAAGCAUAUUUUUACCAGUGCUUUUAUUAACAUAUAAAAUAAUAAAUAAAACAAGUAAUGUUUCUUGUAUUAUAAAUGAUGGUUCAUUUCCUAUAUGCUCAAGCAGGUAUAACCAUUACCAAAUAAAAGAUGGUACAAUUUAACAGUUUUUUCUUUUAAAAAAUAUCAAUUGUAAAAAGUAUUUGUCUUAAACAGCUGUAAGAAUAAAAAAAUAAAAAUAGCUUUGAAUGUAAAAUAUUAUAAAUCAUAAUACUGGUCAAUCUAAUACCCUAUCUACUGCCAUGGUAAAUAUCUUUUUACAAUUUCGUUUCUAAAUAAUAUAUCAGUAUUUGCAAACAGUACAAUGUACCUGUGCAUUUAGUUUCCUAAUAACUAAAUUUUACUUUACGAAAGUAAAAUGUAAACAGGUAAAACAGUAAGUAGGGUAAUUAGAGCAGUCAACGAUUAAGAAUUUGGUUCUAAGCCUGAUUCAAGUGUGUGCAUUUGUAAACAUUUAUAAUUUAAAUGUUUUGUGAUAAUGCAUGAAUAAUUCAUAAGGUAGGUCAUUAAUAGGUCAUGUAACAAAUAUUAGUUUAAAAUGCAGUAACCCGUGUUCUACAACCAAUUAAAAUGUGUGCAUUUAAAACAUGGCAAUAUCAGUAUGUGUCAGUUUUAGUGGAAUCUUUUGGUCACAUGACCAAUACUAGUUUUUUUUUUUCAAGUAACUUAAAUUAAUUACUAUAAUAUUUGGAUUUUUUUUAUUCAUGUUUUUAUAAUGUUUUUGAAUUUUCGUUUUUCGUUUUUUUAUUCUUGAAUAUAUUUGUUUAAAACUUGUUCCACUUUUCUCAGGACAAAUUAUGUUAUUCAUUUCUAUUAUUAAAAUAGUUACCUUCAGUAUUUGAAUUAGCCGUUGAAUAAUUUAUUCUAGUAAUUGAUAAAUAUAUUGUUACAGAAAAAUAUCAAUUAUCAUUUCAGUAAGAGGAUAUUAUCUUUAAAUGCAGUCACAUCAGAAAUUUAAAGUUAUCUUUAUAGAUAAUAAUUAAGUUUUUUAAUCAGCUUUAUGAUGAUUGAUUUUUCAUUUUUAUAUCAAAUGUAUUGUUUAUUUCAUACUGAUUAUUAGUAGCUGUAUCUCCUUUUUUUCUUUAAUUAAUACACUGUUUAUAAUGGUUUUAGUGUAGAUGAUUUAUAUUAUGAACUGACCUCUUUCGUUAACAUUAUACAAAGAGGGCGGUACUUAAUAAAUAUUCAAUGUACAGUAAUACAUAUUAUACACAUAUACAUACAUGUAUAUUCUGUACAUUUAUUGCUAUACUUAGUACAAAAUUUUUUUUUUUAAACUUUAUUCUUUAGUAUUUCAAAUUAGUAAACUGUUUAUAAUGGUUUUAGUGUAGAUGAUUUAUUAUUAUAUACUGGCCUCUUUAGUUAGUAUUACACAAAGAGGGCAGUAGUUUACAGUAGAAUAGUAUGCUAUAUUCAGUACUUUAUUGUUAUACAUUUGUAAACAUUUUUUUUUUAAGUUGAUUAAAUAAUUAAUGGACCAAAAUGCUACUUAGCUGCAUUGUCAUUGUGUAAUAAUUCCAUAUCUGCUUUAAUAUUUAGAAAUGUUAAUGCUGCCUGAAUUUGACAAAAUUAUAAUGUAUAUACUGUGCAACUCAAUUGAAUAUUAAACAGACUGCAUGAAUAUAUUCAGCUCGUUACAUACUGUAGUAAUAUUAUAGAGAUAGAUUAUUUUGAAUUUAUUUUUGUUGUUUUUUUACAUGAUAAAUAUUAGAUACAAACCGAGGUGAAUAGGGUCAAAGAACGUGUUGUCGCGGUUGUGGAAUAUUAAUUUUUAGGAAUAUGGAAAUGUUUUAAUGAUUCAAGAGUAUAUUUGUUAGCUCUUGAGCAAAAUAAAUGCAGUCUUGAAUCGUGGAUCUAAAUGUAGUGAAUUACCAUACAUCGUUGUCCCUUCCCUGACAUGAAUAUUCAUGCUACUCAGUGUGAAGGUUGUAUAAUUUGAUUUAUGAAUAUUUAUAUUUGCUCUAUAUGCAUAUCAGUUGAUUUAACAUUAGGUGUUAAUGUACUGUAAUAUACAUUAUUUUUUUCCAAUUGUUUCUAUUUGCGUUUAUAUAACAGAUACGUUAUGUACAUAAUAAUAUACUCUUUUGAUUGUAUAAGGUAGAUGUACAGAGUUUUAUUUGAUACACAUUAACCCCCUUCCCAGACCCACGCAAGCUUGUUUAACCAUUGGCAUGUAUAAACUUCCUGCUUUUGCCUGUCAAUGCUUAGCCUAUGCAACUAAUAUUUACAUGUUGGAAUUCUCAAAUUGAAUUGAACUGUACAAAAAGUUUUUUAAAUGAUAGUUGUAAUACUGAUAUAAAUUUUGUGUCCUCUAUAAGUCAAUUCGUAGUUUGAAUUGCUCAUGCCUGUAUCCAAGGUCAAUUGACAUAAACCUAUGUUGUGUGUGAUAAGGUCGAUUGAACUUGAUACGGGCAUGCGCGGUUAAAACUACGAAUUGGCACAUGUACUAAUGACCAAAUACUUCCAAUUCCUGCGUUUAAUUUUGAUAUAGGCCUGCACUUUCUUUGGUUGAAAAUGGGAUGAUAUUUAAAAGAAGUUGGUAAAUAGUGACAAUCUUUAAUUAAUUUAUUGUUAUAUUAGUAUUGUAGUAAUAGUUACAGCUUGCUAGAAGAUAAAUAGAUUUGAAUGAGAUUUUAUAACAUUUUAAUAUCGCAUACCUGUUCUAUUAUGGUGAAUAUUUUACAAUCAUCUAAUUAACUUUGCAUGCAUACAGUUUACUUCUAACAACGAUGAUAUUGUUUUACCAAUGUUGCAAACCUAAUUCGUUCAGAAUUGUGAUGGUAAAAGUUUUCACAUCAGCACACAGUCAUGUUUCAACGAACUCAGAAGUAUCCAGUAAUUUCCUACUCAAUUUUAAUUUUAUGGUCUGAUCUACUUUAUUUAGGUUGCUUUACAACAAAGGUAUUGAAACCAUUUGAAGAAAUGUUUUGAAUAAUAUAUUGUUUAAGCCACUGAUUGUGGACGAAACUUAAAA